AGAGGAUACCGGGAGCCUAGGGAUGACAUCCACGGAAUCUUGUUGAAUGUGGAUAUCGAUGCCGCGGCGAAGGAUGGGCCCUCUGCUGUCGGCUGCCUUCGUCCUCCUUCUGGCCCUGCGCGCCGUGUCUCCGGCCUCAGUGGGUAACCCCGAGGAUUACACCGCAGACGAGGCGGAGCGGACCGCCAGUGAAAACAUUGUCUUCGAUGACUACCGGGGGAAAGGAUGCGUGGACGACAGUGGCUUCGUUUACAAACUCGGGGAGCGAUUCUACCCGGGACACUCGAACUGUCCGUGCGUGUGCACGGAGGACGGGCCUGUGUGCGACCAGCCCGAGUGCCCUAAACUGCACCCCAAGUGCACCAAAGUGGAGCACAAUGGAUGCUGCCCCGAGUGCAAGGAGGUUAAAAACUUUUGUGAAUAUCGGGGGAAAACAUACAAAAUACUGGAAGAAUUCAAGGUGUUUCACCUACAGGGUUCCCCAUCAGAUGAGGAAGGGACCAGUCUGCCCAGCAUGGCUGCCGGCGUCCCUCUGGCCCCAGCACAGCUGCAAUCAAGAACCAGGAGAUAUAGGCCGUCACCCUGUGAAUGGUGCCGCUGCGAACCAAAUAAUGAGGUGCACUGUGUGGUGUCCGACUGCGCCGUCCCAGAGUGUGUCAACCCUGUGUACGAGCCGGAGCAAUGCUGCCCCAUCUGUAAAAAUGGUCCAAAUUGCUUUGCUGGAACAACGAUCAUCCCAGCCGGAAUUGAAGUAAAGGUGGACGACUGCACCAUCUGCCGCUGCCACAACGGAGAUUGGUGGAAGCCGGCGCAGUGCUUGCGGCGGGAGUGCCUCAACGGCCAGACGUUGUCAUAG
This is a messenger RNA of Plectropomus leopardus (leopard coralgrouper), 856 nucleotides long. NCBI's taxonomy places the organism in Eukaryota, Metazoa, Chordata, Actinopteri, Perciformes, Serranidae. The record is from RefSeq and is a predicted model, not a curated record.